GUCUGCCAGCAGCCAUUUUUCAAACCGAUUGACUGGGAGAAACUAUACCGGAAGGAGAUUGAGCCUCCUUACAAGCCAUCUGUUCAAAGCGAGACCGACACGAGCUACUUUGACAAGGUAAUCGCCCCAGUCACUGAGGAGUUUACUUCUGCCCCAGUGCAACUUACGCCCCCUCCUGUUCGAUCUGGCCCUCUUGCCACCGUUGAUGAGCUGGACGAAAUGCAAUCGAACUUCACGCAGUUCUCGUUCCACAACACUCUUGACAGCAGUUUACGGGAAGCAAGUGAAAUGAUGGAGUAA
This is a messenger RNA of Strongylus vulgaris, 300 nucleotides long. The record is from the annotation of a GenBank genome assembly. Lineage: Eukaryota; Metazoa; Nematoda; Chromadorea; Rhabditida; Strongylidae.